Messenger RNA from Planococcus citri (citrus mealybug), 4487 nucleotides. Its product is annotated as MAP7 domain-containing protein 2-like. Bases 870 to 3797 code for a protein of 975 amino acids. The transcript has 19 exons. Lineage: Eukaryota; Metazoa; Arthropoda; Insecta; Hemiptera; Pseudococcidae. Gene Ontology annotation, biological process: microtubule cytoskeleton organization. The record is from RefSeq and is a predicted model, not a curated record. Gene Ontology annotation, cellular component: microtubule cytoskeleton.
CGACGAACAGCUAUUCUAUACAUGUCCACUUGGAGGUGACCAAAAAGCACUCGUCAGCUCGCGUUUACUUGUUAAUUCUUUUUUUUCGGCUACCUGAAAUAUAUACCUACCUACCUACCUACCUACCUGUACCGACGUUUGUUUGUUAGUUUUUUUAUACGCGUAUCGUGGUCAUUAUCGUUGACGAAAGUGGAAAAAAUUUACGAGCUAUUGGUGAUUGGUAAUUUAAAAUCGAAUGGUGUAUCGAAAUUGUUCGGCAAACAAGUGUAUUUCAGUGUCUGGCUGUAUAGUGGGCUGUUACUUGUUGUUAUGAUUGUUACGAUGUUACAUUAUGAUUCAUCAUUUACUAGGUAGUGAUUUGUGAUGUAAUGCACAUUCGACGAAUGAUUUUCUUAACCUCGAACUCGAAGUCGUUCGAGGCACACCUGAAUAUCACUCGUACUAUCGUACGUAUAAUCGAUUGGGCAGGGAAGCCGGAGAUGCGAUGAUUCGCGGUGGCCGCGGCCGUGCGUAGGACUCUCUAUGUGUAUGUAGUAUGUACGACGAUAUAACUUUAUUUUUUAAACGAUUCGCGUAUAUCUCGUGGCUCGUAUUCGCGUACUCGCGUAUGUGUUGUAACCGGUUGUCUUAUUAAUUAUUCCCACCUCGACGAGGCGAUGCGAUGUCGAUGUCGGUCGUCGUACAGAAUGUUAUUGGCGUGUUUUAUGUUUUGAUGUCUAUGCGAGUAUGUAGCUCUCUGUGAAGUGCAUGUAGUACAAUAUCGCGCUUCGCGAUCGCGAAAUCAUUUCAUAUCUGAUGCUGUGCCGUUCGAUAGAUCGACCCGAUCAAUUCGCGAUUAUGUGCCGUAUGUGAGGUGAAGUGUUAUUGACAUGGGAUCCAGUAUUGUUAACGAUUUAGACGAAGAAAGGGGUCUAUCCCCUGCUACGCUAAAUACCCUCAGAGGUAUUCUGAUAUCGUCGUUGUCACGUGAAAACUCGCCUACUUUUGCCAACGCCGCUACUUCUUAUAGUACACAUUCUAGACGUAAAGUUACCUUUAAAGAGUGCCAACGAAUGCCAUCGGAUAAUAAUUUUUUUGCUGGCGGCGGAAGUAAUCACGAAGUAAAUGGGCAAUUAUCGUCUACUCAGAAUUCUAGUUCGCAAAAUGCCAAAGCACAACCACCUAGAACGGAUUUUUAUUGGUUCGCUCAAGGUGGUGAUGUAGAUUACGAAGCAAAAGACAGCGCGUCGCAACAACAAAUCGACAGAGACGAAAGACUUAGAAUAAUUAAAGAAAAACAAAAUGAAGAAAGGCAAAGGAAAUUAGAAGAACUUAAACAACAAGCUUUAGCAGCUCAAAAGUUUCGCGAGAGAACAGAAGAAGAACGAAGACGACGUAUAGAAGAUCUCCGCAAUCGUGAAAAUGAUAGAAGACAUCAAGUCGAAGAAAGAAAAAGGCUAAUUAUGGAAGCGGAAAAAGAUAGAAGAGAAGCGAUACUUAGACGAAAUAUGGAAAGAGAAGCUCGAAUCGAAAGUAAAAAGAAAAUGGAACGCAGUUCGAUAGUUUUUGCAUUUGGUAGUUCAACCCCUCGUAUGUUAGAACCAACCGAUAGUGGUAGUACUUAUUGGGCUAGUCGCAGAGCAACGUCUACUACGAAUGUGAUGAGUAUGAGUGUUGCUUGUCCGGGGCCAUUAACGCGCCGAUCUUCCGAACGAGAAUUAGCUAAUGGUAAUAAGAAAAGAGCCACUUCCGCCGGCGGAUUACUGGAUAGAAAAGGCGACGAUCGAAAACCUUUGGAUUCGAUUUACGAAGUCCUAUGUUGGGACAACAAUUAUCCUUUCAAUUCCACUACUACAUCUUUGAUAACGAAUGUAAAUAAUUCCUCGAUUUGCGGUAUCUCAAAUUAUCCUGUAAUCUUUGGUGAAGGUAAAGAAAACAACGCAUCGGAAGUCGGAGCGACGCUUUUGACGCAACGUUCGGCAGCCAGACGCAAAACCGAUUUAAUGCCUACAGUUCCUUCAAGAGACGCGACGCAAUCCUCGUGCGUUUCAAGAAAUAGCUCCGUUUGCUCUUCCCGUCGUUCACCAGGUAGGGCAUUUUCGAUGACACGCUUGGAUCAGCUGUCGCAGCCUCGUAAGCCCAAAACCAUAUUAACGGAGCAAAAAGGCCUGAGUGAGGCGAAUACCGACAUGUCGAAAAGCAUGACGCAUUUGGCCGGCCGCAGUAGCGGCGGUGGCAGCGGCGGCAGCGGUGCCGAUGCCGGUGAAAAAUCACAAUCACUCAAACGAUGUGCCACUUCUAAAAGUAUGGUGCAUUUAGGUCCGCCACGUAUGACGCGUGCGGAACGUCUUCGCAAAUUAGCCCGCGAAGGAAAUUCCUCCUCCGCCCCCACCUCAGCGAAACGACAAGCUACUAGUCCGCCAGGUUCUCGUUCCGGAGAAACGACUCCACGACCUCAAAGUGCACUUAGUCAGCACAGUGGUAGCAGUGGUGUAGGGCCAGUUAGACCUCGUCCAAUGACUGCGCCGUCACGUAAAGCAAGACCGAAUAGCAUUGCAGUUACUGGUGUUACCUCUAUUGCUGAUUCUGUCAAACAGAGUGGAAGUGGUGGUGGUGGUAAAUCACCUCUGAGUGAAAAUCGUCCCCCGGUACCUAAGGUGCACGUUACCAAAAAAUAUUCGUCCAAAGGAGAUGCUGCCGCUGGUCGUAAAAUUUCAUCAGAUAAACCCAAGUCAUCGAAGAGUUCUACGAGUACUACACCAAAAGAAACGCCGAUACACUCACCAACAGUAGAAUUAUCAACGGAAAAUUCUUUCUCGGAAUCGGAAUCCGGCGAUCGUAUUCAGACCACCGUUAAAACCGAAACAACCAUCAGUGUAACUAGCUCGUCCGAUAAACUCGGACAUCACGUGGUCAGUGAAACAGUCGUCGAACAGAAAUCAGACGAUACUGAAGGCGUUUGUGAUUCAACCGAAUGUGAUAUGACCGGUUCGAUGACAUCGUCUCAAAUUAGAAGAAUUACUACCGAAGAAGAAGCCAAAGCGGCGUUAGCCGAACGUCGAAGACUUGCCAGAGAGCAAGCUGAAAGAGAAGCUAAAUUAGAGCAACAACGAUUAGAAGCUGAACGAUUAGCCGAAGAGGAACGUCUUAGAAGAGAAGAAGAAGAACAAAGACGAAUGGAAGAAGAACAACUGAGAUUAUUAGAAGAGGCUAAAAAAUCCGAAGAAGAAAGAUUACGUCAGGCUAUAGAGGAAGCUAAGAAACGCGAAGAAGAAGAACGUCAACGCAAGGAAGCUGAACUAAAAUCGAAAUUGGAAAAAGAAGAAGCGGAACGAAAGGCUAAAGAAGAAGCAGAAAGACAAAGAAUAGAAAAAGAAGAAAGACAAAAAAAAGAAGAAGAAGCCAGACUAGUUAGAAAGAAACGCGUUGAAGAUAUCAUGUCAAGAACGCGUGCCAACAGAAGCACUCCUAAAGCUACACCAACUAAGGAUAACAAUAGUGAGAAUAAUGAAGAAAAUUUGAAUGGUGUUAAUAACAAGGAGAUCUUUGAUAACACUAAUAAUAACUCGAAUGAGCAAUUCCUUAUAUCAGAACGAGGCGAAAACGGUUCCUCGAAUAAUCUAAAUUCAAAACAAAACGGUGUUCAUUCUGUAACGCCCUCAAACGUAACCAGUAAUUUACUAGAUUUGUCAGAUUUCGACGUCAUAAAUACGAAUAUGAUAUCUGGAGCGACGGUUUCCUCUCAAAUAAUAGAUAUACCAGUGGGAAAAGAUAAUUAUAAUUCAAAUAAACAAGAUAUUUCGGAUUUACUAUCGUAAAUUAUCGUUUAGAAAAAUAUUUGUGCGGUUAUCGAAUGAAAAUCAAAUGUACGCGAAUUUGAUGCGCGUAUCUCGAGAAUGAGAAAAAAAUAAAAAUCCGAACGUAUGAAUUCGGCGUGGCGCCGGUAUGCACUCGUAAUCAAUAUUGCUCAUCGCCGAAAUCCAAAGUUAUGUGUACUAUUUUUAUUAUUCAACGCUUGUUCGUAAAUUUUUUUUCAUUGAUCGGCGAUUAUUUUUUUUUUAAAUCAACGCUUUUUACACCGUUAUUUUAUUUGUGUAUUUGACAUACUGUUUUGCAGUUGAUGUUGUGUAAGUAUAUAAAUGUAUAAUUCAUUUUACAGUUGAUUCUACGAGUAUUUUUUUCUUCUCUUUUUUUUUCUUUCGUCUAGAGUCACAUAUCGCGUACGCGCUUUGAAAUGUUUCUAUAGUUUUGACUGAUAACUUAAUCUUUAAAAGCGGUUUUAUGUAGAAUGAUUGUGUUUUAAAACUUUUAAUUAAUUUAUUUAUAUUUUCAUAGAAAAUUUUUUUGGUAGGUAUGUGUACUAAUAAAUACUGCAAGAACGUGUAUAAAAAUUGCAUUAUUGUUAUUGUAAUAUUUUUAACAUGAUUGAUCGCGCUUAAAAUGCUAUAAUCAUUAAACUUGUUUUAACUACGGAUAUUAGAAUGAAUAUAUUUAUUUUUUUAUACAGA